Messenger RNA from Seriola dumerili (greater amberjack), 1468 nucleotides. RefSeq names its product chemokine-like receptor 1 (gene fpr1). Gene Ontology annotation, biological process: complement receptor mediated signaling pathway; positive regulation of cytosolic calcium ion concentration; phospholipase C-activating G protein-coupled receptor signaling pathway. The record is from RefSeq and is a predicted model, not a curated record. Gene Ontology annotation, molecular function: complement receptor activity; G protein-coupled receptor activity. Gene Ontology annotation, cellular component: plasma membrane. NCBI's taxonomy places the organism in Eukaryota, Metazoa, Chordata, Actinopteri, Carangiformes, Carangidae. Bases 71 to 1204 code for a protein of 377 amino acids. The transcript is spliced from 2 exons.
GUUAUCCAGAGCUGCCUUUGUAGUGGAUACAUCCUCAUCGGACUGGAGCUUUGCGAAAGGUUCUAAGACAAUGAUGGAGGUAAUGACCACUACCCUCUUCUAUAUCAUGAAUACAUCAGAUGUCACUGGAAGUAAUGGCUCUUUGUAUGACGAUGACGAAGAAUAUGACUACAGUGAGCAUGCUGAGCUGAGAAAGUCUCUCAACAUCAUGUCUGUCAUUGUUUACUGCCUGGCCUUCGUUCUUGGUGUGCUCGGGAAUGGAGUGGUUAUCUGGGUGACCGGGUUCAAGAUGAAGAAAACAGUUAACACAGUUUGGUUCCUCAACCUUGCUGUGGCCGACUUCCUCUUCACAGCAUUCCUCCCCCUGAGUGUGACGUACACGGUCAUGGAUUUCCACUGGCCUUUCGGCAACUUCAUGUGCAAACUGAACAGCACCAUAAGUUUUCUGAACAUGUUUGCCAGUGUCUACAUCCUGGUGGUGAUCAGUGUGGACAGAUGUGUGUCUGUGGUGUCACCCGUCUGGGCCCAGAACCACAGAAGCGUGCGCAAGGCGUCUUAUGUGAGUCUAGGUGUUUGGGUACUGGCUCUGAUUCUAAGCGCUCCGUACUUCGUCUUCAAGGACACUUCACCGUAUAGUGAAGACGUCAUCAACUGCUUCACCAACUAUGGUCUCUCUGACGAUUAUGAAACACCAUCUGUGAUUGAGCUGCGACAUUUCCGUCAUCAGGCCAUGACCAUCACCCGCUUCCUCCUGGGAUUUGUUGUUCCCUUCACUGUCAUUGUCUCCUCUUACGCUGUGAUAAUCCAUCGUCUCAGGAGGAACCGCCCCCUGUCCAGCCAGUCAAGUCGCCCCUUUAAGAUCAUCGCUGCCGUUAUCACCACUUUUUUCCUGUGUUGGGCUCCUUAUCACAUCAUGGUUCUAAUUGAGAUGGUUAAUCACACAGCAAAUCAUUCAAAUGAAAUAUUAACCCAUGUCACUGUUAUCGGCAUCCCUAUAGCCACCAGCUUGGCCUUUCUCAACAGCUGUCUGAACCCACUGCUGUACGUGUUCAUGGGCCAAGAUUUUAAGGAUAAAGUCCGUAAAUCCAUCCUGAAUGUAUUGGAGACUGCCUUCCAGGAAGAGGUUUCUCGCUCUUAUACUUACACAAACUCAAUGGUCACCAGUCGGAGUAAAGAGAAGUCAGUUUCUGAUGCCGAGGUAUAAGGUUGUCCACGAUAUGAAUAAACAAAUACUGUAACUGUACAUAGCAAAUGUAACUGUAUAUAACAUAUAACUUCUUUUUUUUUAGCUCUUUUUGUUGUUUAAUAACGGAUCCUCCAAACAAUAUCUGCGUAAUCUGAGACUGGAAUAUUUCACCUGUUAUAAUUUGAUUGAUAUGAGUUUUAUGAUUGGCUAACCUGUCAGUUAUAAAAAAUAAAAAAAGCGAGAGAGAGAUCUGCGUCAUUGUAGAACUGACUCAGUGAUAUU